AACUAUUUAGAUAUAGUGCAGACUAUGACCCAAUGAUUAUAUAUAUCGUUUUUUUGUGAAUUGUUUUCUUUUGUUUUUGAAAGAGGCAUAAAAAAAAAAUCGUAAUUAAUAAUGUCAAAAUUAAUGUGUGUGUAAAGAGUUACAGAGUGAUGGAUGCAUGUUUAGCCGUUGAUCGAGAAGUUGAUAAAGUAUUGUCAAAAUUUGGGCAAAUUCGUCAACAUGUAGAUAAAGUUUUACAACAGCUCAUAGAAAACUUGGAGAGUGUAAGGAAUGAUUUGCUCUCUUGUAACACUGAUGAUGAAUUAAAAUCUAAUCAAUCAAAACUUGUACUUUUAAAAGGAUACAUUGAUAAAUCUAAAAAAGAAACACAAAAAUUAGCAACAGAACAUAGAGAAUUACAUAGUACUGUGUCAAAAGUAGGAAAAGCAAUUGAUCGAAACUUCAUAUCAGAUUUUGCUGCAACCAGCAGAGAAGAUGUUUUUUCCAGUCAAAAAAAGACUGAUUUAGUUAAUCAUAUCAUAAGUCAACAUUUUUAUAGGCAAGGAAUGUGGGAUAUUGCUGAUGAACUAUCAAAAGAAGCUGGUAUAAAAGUUGAAUGUGGACAAAGAGAACCAUUUGCUAAGUUAAAUCACAUAUUGGAGUCGCUUAAAAAAAAAGAUAUUAUUCCGGCAUUAGAAUGGGCUCAAGAAAAUCGUUCUCAACUAGAGAUGCAGAUGUAUCCUCCAUACCCCUUGGUUAGGAGGGUUUCGUCUACUUCUCAUUUGCCUAUUCGGAUCCCUUAUCAUGCAAAACGGACCAAGUUUAAUGGUGGCAUAAUGAAACCGAGACCGAAGACGAAAAAAGUCAAGAGAAUUGAAUUGGCCAGAAAAAUAUUACAACAGUUUUAUAAGAGUUCUUCACUUGAAUUUAAACUUCAUCAGCUUGCUUUUCUGACACUUGUUCAAAAAGGAGUUGAUUAUCAAACAAAAGCUGUUGCAUAUGCUCGAGCAAAUUUUGGUCAAUUUAUUGAUAAACAUGAAAAAGAUAUUCAACAAAUGAUGGGUAUGCUUUUAUUUGUACCUCAAGGAAUUAAUCAGUCACCAUAUUCAUUCAUGAUACAAAAUAAUAUGUGGACUGAAGUAAAUGAAUUAUUUACUAGAGAUGCUUGUAUGUUACUUGGCUUAAGUGUUGAAAGUUUACUUAAUGUCAGCAUAAAUGCUGGAUGUAUGGCAUUGCCUGCUCUUCUGAACAUAAAACAAGUAAUGCAACAACGACAAGUAACAGGUAUUUGGAGUGGAAAAGAUGAGUUACCAAUUGAAAUUGAUUUAGACUCUGAGCAUAGAUAUCACUCAAUGUUUGCAUGUCCUAUUCUUAGGCAACAAAGUUCUGAUAAUAAUCCACCAAUGAGACUUAUUUGUGGUCAUGUCAUAUCAAAAGAUGCAUUGCAUAAAUUAGGAAAUUCUACAAAAUUAAAAUGUCCUUAUUGUCCUAUGGAACAAAAUCCAUCUGAAGCCAAAUUAAUAUGUUUUUAAAAUAAAUGUUAUUUAAGCAUUGUUGCUCAAAUGAAAAAUGAUACUUUAUGAUUUAUAGUACAAGAGAAUGUGAUCAUUAUAAAAUUAUUAACAUUGUUUCUGACUAUUAGUAUUUUAAUAUAAAGUUCACCCAUGUGGUUUAAAAAAUAAGGUCAUAUUUGUAAUUAAAAUGAAUUAAUAUUAUAUAUAAGCAAAAAAUCAAUGAAAACG
Messenger RNA from Daktulosphaira vitifoliae (grape phylloxera), 1721 nucleotides. RefSeq names its product E3 ubiquitin-protein ligase RMND5A-like. The transcript is spliced from 11 exons. The record is from RefSeq and is a predicted model, not a curated record. Gene Ontology annotation, cellular component: nucleus; GID complex; cytoplasm. Lineage: Eukaryota; Metazoa; Arthropoda; Insecta; Hemiptera; Phylloxeridae. Gene Ontology annotation, biological process: proteasome-mediated ubiquitin-dependent protein catabolic process. Gene Ontology annotation, molecular function: protein binding; ubiquitin protein ligase activity. Bases 150 to 1511 code for a protein of 453 amino acids.